AUGGCCAAAGUAGAAAGCACGAGCCUGCCUGGCCCCGCGAACUCGCCGGGCGACGACUCCAACGGCUCAGGCAACACGAGCAAUUUAUCAACCGCAAAGCCCGAAACAUCGCCCACCGUCCAGUCCUUCCCUCCACCCAAGAACGACAAGCCACGGCCUCACGUCUGCGCGACAUGCACGCGGUCAUUUGCGCGACUAGAGCAUUUGAAGCGACACGAGCGAUCCCAUACAAAAGAGAAGCCGUUCGAGUGCCCCCAAUGCACGAGAUGCUUUGCGCGACGCGACCUCCUCUUACGCCACCAGCAGAAGCUCCACCAGCAGGGCGCGACCAACACACGACCACGGAACGGACGUAGAGAAAGCACGACCGGUCUCCCGCCUAACUCGACUGCCCGAGUACGCAAGAACUCAGUAUCGAGCAAUGCCGGCGGUGCCAAGGGCAAUGUCAAUGUCAUGAGGCCGCGUGCCAAUACCAUCAGUCACAUCGACCCGAGCGCCCUCAACAGCUUCCUUGCCACACACGGAACUUCGAUAGCUGGCGGCAGGGGAGGCCACCCCGGCCAUUCACAACAUUCAAGUCUAUCAGGCAUAAGUCAAUUCGACUACAGAGGCAUGUCGACUGCUGUCGGCAACCAUGGCCAGCAUUCAGGUCUACCAAGGCUUGACACGCAUAUAGGAUUCGCUAUGGGUGGCGGUCUUCGCACAGCUCCCAUUCCAGGAAUGGCUGGGCCAGAUGACCAUGAGCUUGAGAAGUUCUUCGGAUCGUCGGCGGCUUCCACCAUCAACCCGAAUCAGUUGCAUCACUUCAAUGGAGGUAUUGCACUCCCACAAUCGCCCUUCAAGCAAUUCGCCAACCCUUUCGCAGGGAAUAAUCCCAUCGAGGAAGACGAUUUCGGUUGGGGCAUGGGUAUCGACAGCUCCAUGGUCUUUACUGGCGCCAACGAGUCAGCUCUUGACGGCUCUUCACCAUCAGCGAUAAGCACUGCGAGCCAGGGUGGUUUCAACGACAUGAUGCUAGAUGGCUCAAGUCAGCCAAACUCGGCAGCCAUGUGGCAUAAUCCUCUAGUCACCCACACCACCAUCAACCCAACUGCGUUCACACUCGAUGCCAUGGCCCCCGUCUUUCCCGAGCUCAUGAUGGACAACAACACCCCGCAAGAGCUCGGAAACCAUGGCGCUCAGAAUGACUUUUAUUCUUCUACACCACCUCCUUUAGUGGCCAUGAGCCCUUCAGCUGGUAUACCCGGUAUGCCGAAUCAGUAUUUUCAGACGCCCAUGACAUUCGCUUCUGAUGCCCACAGCAUAUCAUCUUCCUCCAUCAACGGUAGCGCAAGGAACAGUUCUGUCUCAUCGUUUUCCACUGAAACCAUUACAGACUCUACGAGGCAGGCUAUGAUGUCCAACUUGACUCAAGCUAUGGGGUACGGUCACGGAGCUCAACGGAGAUUCUCCCAACCCGCCAUUAGCUCGCCUUUGUCAAACGGCUCCGUAAAGUCUUCAACACAGACUGGUAUACUCCCGAGCACCGUCGACAUCCAGCGCUACGUCAAUGCGUACAUCCACUAUUUCCACCCCCACCUGCCUUUCCUGCACAUUCCUACACUUUCCUUUGAUACUCCAGCAUACACAUAUCAACUUCGCUCAGCCGGAAGUUACAACCAGGAUACAAUGGUCGGCGGCGGUGGAUGUCUAAUCCUUGCAAUGGCGGCCAUUGGAGCUUUGUACGAAUUCGAGCAAAACGUCGCAAAAGAACUCUUCGAGGCUGCCAAAAAAUUGAUUUUAUUCUACCUUGAUGAGCGCCGCAAAGCUGGCCUUUCCGCCGUCAAUGGAUCCAACGCUGCCAACGACCACAUCAACAAACCACCACUCUGGUUAGUGCAGGCCAUGUUACUCAACCUCAUCUUCGGCCACAAUUGUGGCGAUCGACAGGCCGCCGAGGUUGCGAGCACUCAUUGUGCGGCGCUCGUAAGCCUUGCGAAAGCUGCUGGAUUGGACAAACCAACAGCUCCAGAGCAAACUUCUUCUAGUCCACCCAAUCAUACCAAUAGCGACAAUCUGGAUAUGUCAGAUGGAUCGCCUUCACAGUACGACCAGAAUGCCGAUAGUGUGGACGAGCACGCUCAAUGGAUUCAAUGGAAGAAGAUAGAAGAGCGCAAGAGAACCUACUUUGCCAUCUUCUCCAUGUCGAGCCUGCUUGUUUCCGCCUACGCGCACUCGCCACGUAUAUUGAACUCGGAGAUACAUUUAGAUCUCCCAUGUGAAGAGGAUUUAUGGUCUGUUGACAACCCUCAAACGUGGGUGGCCAUGGGAGGACCGAUGAUUGCGCAGACUCGCGGGUUGUCUUUCAUUUCGGCCAUGACGUACCUUCUCGAAGCUAGUUCACGGAACACCACAUCGCGAAUGCGAAACUCUUACCCACAAGCUUUCGCAGGCGGUCAGCCAAUGAACGGACCUUCUGAGAGCGAUAUCCGACCCAGCACAUUCGGUUGCUAUGUGCUAAUCAACGCCAUGCACGUCUACAUUUGGGAGACCAGGAACAGGCACAACGGACGUCUAUGGAAGGCACAGGAAACUGAGGCCAUGCAUGCCCAAGUAGAGCCUGCUCUCAAGGCCUGGCAAGUUGCCUGGAGGGCAAACCCGAACCACAGCAUCGAGCGCCCGAGCCCUUUUGGUCCUCUUUCUGCCGACUGCAUACCACUACUGGACUUGGCCUAUGUCAGACUCUUUGUAAACCUUGGCCGCGCGAAAGAGCUUUUAUGGCAACGUGACUUCGACGGUAUGGCAAAUGAGCUGGCGAGAGGUAUCGAUAUCAUUGGCCAAGCUGACGGGACACCGGAGGGAUUUGCAUCAAUGGAUAUCAACGGAGGUUCUCCCGGCCAGAUGGGGUCACAGGAUCACAUCAGCCCGGGGCAUGCAACAAACAGCUUCUCCAACUCACAAUCUUCCAAGCGCGAACGACACCUUCGUAAGGCAGCUUUCUACGCUGCUGACUCGCUUUCCAUGGCAGACAAACUGGGUGCUUCGUACGCCGACUUCACAGCUCGAGAAUUACCCAACUCAUCUGCGUUGUGUACUUUCGAUUGCGCCCAGGUCCUUGCUGAAUGGGUUGCAACUGUUCAAGAUCGCGUUGGUCGUCACAUGGGUGUGCUUGGUAGGGACGAGAUUGACUUCUCGAGCGUGCCGGCCGUUGUACUACUUGAAGAGGAGGACAUUAAGCUGCUACAGAAGAUUUCUGACAUCCUUCAUCACGCCGAUAUGAAGCUGGCUUACGACAUCUCUUCAAACAACAUUCCGAUGCUUGGUGGUCUUUCCAGCCUUGGGCAUUGCGGUUAUGGUACGAAGUUGCUGAUGGUGACGGCCUACAUGCUGUCGAAGGCCGCCGUUUGGCCUGUCACGCAUAUUCAAGCCCGCGCACUCGAAUCGCACGCCCACCACAUCAGCCAACGUGCAGAAAACUCGCUGCAUAUACAGUAA
Molecule: messenger RNA, 3474 nt
Organism: Alternaria atra
Lineage: Eukaryota; Fungi; Ascomycota; Dothideomycetes; Pleosporales; Pleosporaceae
Exons: 3
Coding region: 1-3474 (1157 amino acids)
Biological process (GO): DNA-templated transcription; regulation of transcription by RNA polymerase II
Cellular component (GO): chromatin
Molecular function (GO): zinc ion binding; RNA polymerase II cis-regulatory region sequence-specific DNA binding; DNA-binding transcription factor activity, RNA polymerase II-specific
Source: RefSeq, a predicted model, not a curated record